AUGGAGCCCAACAAGCUUUUUGUAAUGGGCCUGGGCAGGCCUGCCUCUCAGGAGCCAACCAGCAGGGUUCAUGAGUCGGCCCAUGGGUUUAGCCCAUCCAUCUCACAGGUGAUGAUGUUGCCUAAGCAAAUCCAUGAGAUCAAGGACUUCCUUCUAACUGCCAGAAGGAAGGAUGCACGUUCUGUGAAAAUCAAGAGGAGCAAAGAUGUUGUCAAGUUCAAGGUUCGUUGUGCCAGGUACCUCUACACACUUUGUGUGUUUGAUUCUGAGAAGGCUGACAAGUUGAAGCAAUCCCUUCCUCCAGUUAUUUCAAUUGUUGCGGAUAAUUCUAAGUGCUAA
Camellia sinensis is the source of this 339-nucleotide messenger RNA. The record is from RefSeq and is a predicted model, not a curated record. Lineage: Eukaryota; Viridiplantae; Streptophyta; Magnoliopsida; Ericales; Theaceae.